Messenger RNA from Clupea harengus (Atlantic herring), 1060 nucleotides. RefSeq names its product charged multivesicular body protein 5a (gene chmp5a). The record is from RefSeq and is a predicted model, not a curated record. Gene Ontology annotation, biological process: vesicle budding from membrane; late endosome to vacuole transport via multivesicular body sorting pathway. Lineage: Eukaryota; Metazoa; Chordata; Actinopteri; Clupeiformes; Clupeidae. Gene Ontology annotation, cellular component: multivesicular body.
UCCACUGUUUCCGGGUUACCAGAUUUAUGCUUUAAUUGUCAGUCUUGUUUCGGGCUUGUUGUUGAUUUCUCAACUGCACAAUGAAUCGGAUUUUCGGUAGGGGUAAACCGAAGGAUCCUCCUCCAAAUCUAUCGGACUGCAUUGGAAAUGUGGAGGCAAGGGCUGAAUCUAUUGACAAAAAGAUAGCCCGACUUGACACCGAGCUUGCGAAGUUCAAGGAUCAGAUGAAAAAGAUGAGAGAUGGUCCCGCCAAGAACAUGGUUAAACAGAAGGCUAUGAGAGUACUGAAACAGAAGCGAAUGUAUGAGGGCCAAAGAGACCAGCUUGGACAGCAGUCCUUUAAUAUGGAACAAGCCAACUACACCAUUCAGUCAUUGAAAGACACAAAAACAACAGUGGAUGCUAUGAAGAUUGGAGCAAAGGAAAUGAAAAAGGCCUAUAAGCAAGUGAGAAUGGAUGAAAUUGAGGACUUGCAGGACCAGCUGGAGGACAUGAUGGAGGAUGCCAGCGAGGUCCAGGAUGCCUUGAGCCGUAACUAUGGCAUGCCUGAGAUUGACGAGGAUGACCUAGAAGCAGAAUUGGAUGCUCUUGGAGAUGAAUUAUUGUUAGACGAUGACAGCUCGUACCUUGAUGAAGCCUCUUCAGCACCUUCCAUCCCAGAGGGAAUGCCAAGUGACAGCAAAACCAACAAGGAUGGUGUGCUGGUUGAUGAGUUUGGGCUCCCACAAAUCCCUGCUACGUAAAUGGUGUAUUAAUAAAUACAAACUGUGUACAUAUAUUUGUAGAGCAACAUUUGCAUGAUAAUUUGACUGGUAAUACUUAUGACACUUAUGACGUUUUAGUUUAGUUCCUACUGACAUGUGGCCUUAUAGGCCAGAUGUAUAUGAUACCUCCCUUUACCCUCUGCCCCAACACACCUUUUCAGUAUUGAUUUGACGUUUUUGUUGAGGAUGGAUUAAUCAUGUGCUCUGUUAAAUAAGAAUCGUGUUAAUUUCAAUUUCCCUGUAUAUUAUGGUGAUGACUUUUACAUUGAUGUUAUAAAAUGUACUUUUGAAAAUAA